AUGAGUACAGCCGCUAGAAGACGUUUAAUGCGUGAUUUCAAAAGAUUACAAUCAGAUCCACCAGCAGGUAUUUCCGGUGCACCAUUAGAAAACAAUAUUUUAAUGUGGCAAGCUGUAAUUUUUGGCCCAGAUGAUUCAAUUUGGGAAGGCGCAACCUUUAAAUUAUCAUUACAAUUUUCAGAGGAAUAUCCAAACGAUGCCCCAACUGUAAAAUUUUUAUCAAAGAUGUUUCAUCCUAAUGUUUAUGCAGAUGGUUCAAUUUGUCUCGAUAUUUUACAAAACCAAUGGAGUCCAAUUUAUGAUAUUGCAGCAAUUUUAACAUCCAUUCAAUCAUUAUUAUGUGAUCCAAAUCCAAACUCUCCAGCAAAUUCAGAAUCAGCACGUUUAUUCCGUGAAAACAAGAGGGAAUACAAUCGUAAAGUCAAAGAGAUUGUAGAACAAAGUUGGUCAUCUUAG
Dictyostelium discoideum AX4 is the source of this 456-nucleotide messenger RNA. It is a transcript of the gene rad6, whose product is annotated as ubiquitin-conjugating enzyme E2. Lineage: Eukaryota; Evosea; Eumycetozoa; Dictyosteliales; Dictyosteliaceae. Bases 1 to 456 code for a protein of 151 amino acids. The transcript is spliced from 7 exons. The record is from RefSeq and is a predicted model, not a curated record.